Glycine soja is the source of this 1121-nucleotide messenger RNA. RefSeq names its product Golgi SNAP receptor complex member 1-1. The transcript has 5 exons. Bases 201 to 872 code for a protein of 223 amino acids. Lineage: Eukaryota; Viridiplantae; Streptophyta; Magnoliopsida; Fabales; Fabaceae. Gene Ontology annotation, cellular component: Golgi membrane; SNARE complex; cis-Golgi network. Gene Ontology annotation, biological process: endoplasmic reticulum to Golgi vesicle-mediated transport; vesicle fusion. Gene Ontology annotation, molecular function: SNAP receptor activity. The record is from RefSeq and is a predicted model, not a curated record.
GAGAGAAAAAUCAUUAAACGAAAAAAGGAAGAGGAACGAAGCAAUCGCAAGUCGUCUGUUCUGUCCCGCGGGAGCAGACGACCUGUCUUCAUCGCCAAACAACCUCAAAAACAUUCAUCAACGUUCACUAUUAAUCCAUCCAUCAUUAAGUAAGAAAAUAAGGUUCGAUUUUUUUAUCUUUGUUUUGCUUCUGAUCCAUCAUGGAGGUGCCGAGUUCCUGGGAUGCCCUUCGCAAACAGGCAAGAAAACUUGAAGCUCAGUUGGAUGAGCAGAUGAAUUCUUAUCGUAAAUUGGUUUCUAAUAAUGUUUCUACAAAAGCUGACGCUGCAGAGAGUGAUCUAGAGUCUUGGAUUGAGCGUUUACUAAAACAACUCCAACAAGUAAACACACAGAUGCAAGCUUGGGUAUCAUCUGGUGGUUCAGAAAUGGUUUCUCAUACUUUGACUAGACACCAAGAAAUUCUUCAAGAUCUCACCCAGGAGUUUUAUCGUCUUCGCUCAAGUCUUAAAGCUAAGCAAGAACAUGCUUCACUGCUAGAAGAUUUUAAAGAAUUUGAUCGAACAAGAUUAGAUUUGGAACAAGUAGACUCUGAACAGCAUGCACUCCUAAAAGAACGCACAUCUAUCAGCCGAAAUACAGGACAUAUGGACAAUGUAAUUUCACAAGCACAAGCAACACUAGGAGCACUUGUCUUCCAACGUUCGACAUUUGGCGGUAUCAAUUCAAAGCUCGGCAAUGUGAGCAGUCGCCUCCCAACGGUAAAUAGCAUACUUUCAGCAAUAAAGAGAAAAAAGUCAAUGGAUACCAUCAUACUUUCCCUUGUUGCAGCCGUAUGCACAUUUCUCAUUUUCAUCUACUGGCUAUCCAAGUGAAGAAGCUGUUGUUUUUGUUGGGUGCUCCAACUUUUGUAUGUUGUCUAUUGAGCUUAGUAGCUCGUGCCGUGCCGAAACACAUUUUGCAAGUAGUCUGUUUUUUAAUCCAUUGUUUAUCCAUGUAACAGAAAGCAAUACCGAGUAAAGAUCAGAAAUUACGUAGUUCCAUUUCUUGGUUCCGGUUUCAUAUAUCAUAACUUGUAGUGAGUGAAAAGAAUAUAUAUAUUUUUUACGGUGUGUUUGACUCAA